AUGUGGACGGAUGUUCCUGUGACGAUGUGCCACACUCCCAGUCACACUCCCAGUCACCCCCCCAGUCACACCCCCAGUCACCCCCAGUCACACUCCCAGUCACCCCCCAGUCACACUCCCAGUCACCCCCAGUCACACCCCAGUCACCCCCAGUCACACCCCAGUCACACCCCAGUCACACCCCAGUCACACCCCCAGUCACCCCCAGUCACACUCCCAGUCACCCCCAGUCACACCCCAGUCACACUCCCAGUCACCCCCCAGUCACACCCCAGUCACACCCCCAGUCACACCCCAGUCACACUCCCAGUCACACUCCCAGUCACACUCCCAGUCACCCCCCCCAGUCACACUCCCAGUCACACUCCCAGUCACCCCCAGUCACACCCCAGUCACACUCCCAGUCACCCCCAGUCACACCCCAGUCACACCCCCAGUCACACUCUCAGUCACCCCCAGUCACACCCCAGUCACACCCCAGUCACACUCCCAGUCACCCCCAGUCACACCCCCAGUCACACUCCCAGUCACCCCCCCAGUCACACCCCAGUCACACCCCAGUCACACUCCCAGUCACCCCCAGUCACACCCCAGUCACACUCCCAGUCACCCCCAGUCACACUCCCAGUCACACCCCAGUCACACUCCCAGUCACCCCCCAGUCACACUCCCAGUCACACCCCAGUCACACUCCCCAGUCACAGUCACACUCCCAGUCACCCCCCCAGUCACAGUCACACUCCCAGUCACCCCCCAGUCACCUCCCCAGUCACACUCCCAGUCACAAGACCCCAAACUCCUAUGUUGAGGACAGUUGUUGGGACAAAGACCUUCCGGGUUGAGCCGUUCUGCAGGUUCAGAACUCAGGAGCAGAAGUCUCCUUCGUACCUUCACUGGGAGUCGACACGUCUGCACAGGGAAGCCAACGUCUCUUGGCGAAGCACCGGAUCGGAUCAGGUGGGUCUCGGGCUUUGA
Molecule: messenger RNA, 975 nt
Organism: Pseudoliparis swirei
Lineage: Eukaryota; Metazoa; Chordata; Actinopteri; Perciformes; Liparidae
Exons: 2
Coding region: 1-975 (324 amino acids)
Source: RefSeq, a predicted model, not a curated record